Messenger RNA from Penaeus indicus, 6146 nucleotides. Its product is annotated as angiotensin-converting enzyme-like. The record is from RefSeq and is a predicted model, not a curated record. Gene Ontology annotation, biological process: proteolysis. Gene Ontology annotation, molecular function: peptidyl-dipeptidase activity; metallopeptidase activity. The transcript is spliced from 28 exons. The coding region runs from base 44 to 4687 and encodes 1547 amino acids. NCBI's taxonomy places the organism in Eukaryota, Metazoa, Arthropoda, Malacostraca, Decapoda, Penaeidae. Gene Ontology annotation, cellular component: plasma membrane.
GCCAGCCAGCCAGUACCUCUGUGGCCCUCGACGUGCCAGUGCCAUGAAGGGCCAGCUCCUCCUCCUCCUCCCGCGCCUCCUGCCCCUCGCCGGCCUCCUGCUGGGGGCGGCGGCGGGCCCGUCGGCGAGGCUCAUUACCGACGAGACGCAAGCUGAGGAGUUCAUGAAGGAAUUGGAUGCCAGAUUUAGCCACGAAUGUAAUUUGGAAAUGACAGCAAGAUGGGAUUACAUCACCGACGUGACCGAUCCAAAUAAGGAAGAUGAAGCUAACGCCGCCGCCGUCAGGUACCUAAGCUUCAAGGGCGAAGCGGCCGCGAACUCCUCUCUGUACGACUACGAAAGCUUCGUCGACGAUCAACUCUACCGUCGCUUCAGGUUCUUGGCCAAGAAGGGCCCCGGCGCUCUCGACCAGCAGGAUCUCGAGGAGUACAAGCUCCUGCAGGCUGGGAUGGAGACGAUCUACAGCACAGCCACCAUCUGCGACUUCCACGAUGACACUGAGUGCGAUUUGACGCUCGAACCCGAUAUCGAACUGAUCCUCGCCACAUCCACCAACUGGGAAGAACUGCGCCAUGCGUGGGUUCAGUGGAGGGAAAAUACCGGAAAAUUGAUGAGGGACGAUUUCAUUCGCUUCGUUGAGCUUUCGAACAAGGCGGCGACGCUGGACGGUUUCGACAACACGGGCUCCUAUUGGCUGAACGGCUACACGGUCACCCAACGAGAAGCCGACAAGUAUACAGGCGGCCAGGCAUUGGACCAACAGCAGUUCAAGACGAUGGCCGAGCAGGCGUGGCAAACGGUAUCUGAAGGACUGUACAAGAAGCUCCAUGCCUACGUGAGGAUGCGUCUCUCCGAAGUUUACCCCGACAAGAUAGAUCCUACGGGGCCCAUUCCAGCUCACAUCCUCGGUAACAUGUGGGCACAAGACUGGUCCAACAUCGCCCGCCACGUGAUGCCCUUCCCUGAGAUGCCCAGUUUUGAUGUCACCGAAAGCAUGGUCAAGAAUGGUUGGGAUAUCCAGCGUAUGUUCGAUUCCGCCGAGGACUUCUUCAAGAGCAUCGGCCUUUUCCCCAUGACGCAAACCUUCUGGGACAAGAGCGUGCUAAACCAGACCGCGUGGGGCCGCACCAUCGUCUGCCACGCUUCGGCCGAGGAUUUCUGUCUCGGGCCCGACGGGGAGGACUAUAGAAUCAAGAUGUGCACCGAAGUCAACAUGGUGGACCUUGUGACUGUCCACCACGAAAUGGGCCACAUCGAGUACUUCAUGGCCUACAAGAACCAACCUCAUGUCUUCAGGGAGUCGGCUAACCCAGGCUUCCACGAGGCGAUCGGCGAUCUCAUCUCCCUCUCGGUGUCAACGCCCACGCAUCUCGAAGACGUCUUGGGACUCACGCCCACGAGGAGCCUCCCGCGAGCCUCUUCCUCCGAGAACAAGGAACUUAGCGACGAGGAAAAGAGGGACCUCAACUUCCUCAUGAAGAUGGCGCUGGAGAAGAUCGCCUUCCUCCCCUUCGGUUACCUGAUCGACAAGUACCGCUGGGGGGUUUUCGACGGCACCAUCACCAGCGAGAACCUGAACGGGGCGUGGUGGCAGCUGAGGGAGGACCUGCAGGGAGUGGCACCCCCCGACGGUGCCAGGGGAGAGGAAUUCUUCGACCCCGGUGCCAAGUACCACGUACCGGCUAACGUACCGUAUAUCAGGUACUUCGUCAGCUUCGUCGUUCAGUUCCAGUUCCACCAGCGACUCUGCCAGGCGGCCGGACAUACGGGUCCUUUGCAUACCUGUGAUAUUUACAACAAUGCAGAAGCGGGACAGAUUCUCAAAUCUGCCUUGGAUCGCGGGUUCUCCCAGCCGUGGCCGGCCGUCCUCCAGGAGCUGGGCGGGUCUUCGGAGAUGGACCCCCAGGCCAUUGUCGCCUACUUCGACCCCCUGAUCCAGCACCUCGACCAGGAGCUCGCCAGCGCCGGCCAGUGCGUGGGCUGGGGAGUUGAUUGUGACGGGGUCAAGGGAGUUUCCUCAACAUCAGAACCCCCCAGCGAGGCUCCCACAACAACAGAACCCCCCAGCGAGGCUCCCACAACAACAGAACCCCCCAGCGAGGCUCCCACAACAACAGAACCCCCCAGCGAGGCUCCCACAACAACAGAACCCCCCAGCGAGGCUCCCACAACAACAGAACCCCCCAGCGAGGUUCCCACAACAUCAGAACCCCCCAGCGAGGUUCCCACAACACCAGCGCCCUCCAGCGAGGUUCCCACAACACCAGCAGCCUCCAGUGGCGCCCCCACAACACCAGAAUCCUCCAGCGAUGCUUCCCCAUCACCAGACGUCUCCACCAGCACUAUGGCCCCAACGACAGUGGACCCCAACGACGAGGAGAGCGCCCGUCUUGCCCUCAAGCAGAUGAACGACGAAAUGACAGAGCUCCUCCGAAACGCCACCUUCGUCGACUGGGAAUACUACAUUGACGUCACGGAUGCGAACGAAGCAGCGUCGAAAGAAGCCAGCCUCAUGGUAGCCCAGAGGUACAAGGAACUCCACGCCGAGGUCAUCGAGUACUUUAACUACGAGAGCUUCGAGGACGAGGUGCUAAAGCGACAGUUCGAGAUGCAGAAGACACUGGGCACGGCGAAACUCGACGAUGCAGAUAUGGCCGAGCUUACCGGCAUUGUAACUGGGAUGACGAACGCCUUCACUAAUGUAGUUUGCCCUUACGACAAACCAGACUGUGACGAAUCUGAGGGUCUUAACAGCGACGCCCUUGAGAACGUGAUGGCUGUAAACCGAGAUUACGAGGAACUGAAGUAUUACUGGGAACAGUGGAGGGAGGUCUCCGGGAAGCCCAUAAAGGAAAAUUAUACGAGGUAUAUCACCCUUCAAAACAAGGCUGCAGAACUGAAUGAAUUCGAUGACGCGGGUUUGAUGUGGUUAGAACCUUACACCAUUGCGUCUGAAAAUUACACGCAAGAGAGCUUCAAACAGGAGAUCGAGGACUUGUGGAACCAGACACAAGGGCUCUACCAGAAACUCCACGCUUACGUGCUUUACAAACUUAAAGAUCACUACGAGGAAAUCGAUAGGGAUGCUGAUGUUAUACCGGCUCAUCUUUUAGGCAACAUGUGGGGCCAGAGCUGGGAAAAUAUCUACGAGAUUGUGAAGCCUUUUGACACGCCGAUACCCAACUUGGACGAUAUUCUUGAAGAGAACAUCAACCUCGAGCAAGAGAUGUUCAAGAUAGCCGAAGAAUUCUUCACGAGCAUCAACCUCUUCGAAAUGACCGAUGAUUUCUGGGAAAAUUCGCUCUUCAAGGAACCCGACCCGCCGAGGAAGGCCAUCUGCCACGCCUCCGCCUGGGACUUCUUCGAUACCGUCAACCCGAGGGAGGAAGGGAGAUUCAGAAUCAAAAUGUGCACAAACAAGAACCAGGAAGAUUUCAUCGUUAUCCACCACGAGAUGGGCCACACGCAGUACCAGAUGGCGUACAGCGAGCCUACUGACCUGCGCCCUCUGGUCUUCAGGGACGGAGCCAACCCUGGUUUCCACGAGGCCAUCGGGGACACCAUCGCCCUCUCGGUCACCACGCCAGCUCACCUCCUCCUCAUCGCCGACCGCCUCACCAACGGGACCUACGGCAUGACCACCGCCGAGGCCACGGACAUGAGCUCCUCUCAGCCGUCGGUGGGAUUCUCCUCCCCUACACCAGGGGAAUCGUCGACGGCAGCCAACGAGGAGAACCAGGGCGCUAGGGCAGAAACGUCUAGCUCUGUCUCUGCCUCGAGCUCUGACUCUACCUCGCCCGGAAGCACCGUGGGCGUGUCCAGUUCCUCAAACGCGCCCCCCGUGAACUCCAGCCCUUCGUCAGUGGCCAGCGAGUCGAGCGGAAGCACCACAGAGGUCGCGGAGACUACGACUGAAAUGCCUUACCCGGAGGAGGACAUCAACUUCCUCAUGAAGACGGCGCUGGCGAAGGUAGCGUUCCUGCCCUACGCCUACAUUCUGGACCAGUACCGGUGGGAAGUGUUCGCAGACAACAACGAGAACAUCGAACUGAACAAACUCUGGUGGGAGAAGCGACUGGACAUCCAAGGCCUCGCUCCGCCCUCUCCCCGCUACCCUUCGACUGACUUCGAUGUCGGGUCGAAGUAUCACGUGCCGACCAGCGUUCCUUACAUCAGGUACUUCGUGGCCCACAUUCUCCAGUUCCAAUUCCACGCCCGCCUGUGCAACGUCUCUGGUUUCGAGGGUGACAUCUACAACUGCGACAUCUAUAACAACACUGAUGCCGGGAACCACUUGAGGGCACUGCUGGAAAAAGGCGCUUCAGAGCCGUGGAAGCAGCAGCUGGGAGAUUUCCUAGGAGCCGAAGAGGGCAACAUGGACGCCUCUGCCCUUCUCGACUAUUUCAAGCCCCUUGACGAUUACCUUACGAACUUCUUGGAAGAAAACGAAAUCACGCCCGGUUGGCGUCAGGGCCAAGUGGAGGGUUACAUGAGCGACGAGCGCGUUCAGAUCCCGGCCACCGUGCCCAUCGUCGUCGGCAUCGUCCUGGCCGUGAUGGUGGUCGUGGUGAUCAUCGCCUAUUUCGUCGGUCGCUCCAGACAGAAGAAGAAGGCGAAGAAAAAUAAAACACCCGCUCAGAUUCCAGGGGAGAACAUCGAGUUGGGUCAGCAGAAGACCGAGUUGUAAGCUGGAAGAAAAAAAAAUGGAUUAAAGAAUAAAAAAAAAAAAAACUUUCGUCAUUUUUAAUUGUUAUUAUUAUUAUUAUCUUAUAUAUUAUUUUUUGUGUGAGUCUCUCCUUGAAAAGAAGAUUUUCGUUUUCUCUGAUUUGGUAUGGUUUUGUUUUUUUUGAGUUAUUAUUUCAUCCUCCCCCCCUUUUUUUUAUAAUUAUUAUGUAAGUUUUUCAUUUCUUCUAAAUUAAACAUUUACAUUAUCAUCUUAUGGAAUUAUUUUAAAGAUUCUCUUUACUUGUGUUUGUCUUUUAUUGUCUCGUUUCAGAUUUUAAGAAUAACUCAAAGAACAUUAUUGGCAUUGUUUAUUAACAUAAAAUUAAUUUAUAAUGAGACAUAUGUGUGUAUGUAUAUAUAUAUAUAUAUAUAUAUAUAUAUAUAUAUAUAUAUAUAUAUAUAUAUAUAUAUAUAUAUAUAUAUAUAUAUAUAUAUAUAUAUAUAUAUAUAUGUACUUCUAUUAGAUUCGAGUUUUAGAAAAAUAGAAUAGUAAAGAUUUUAUAAAGAAAAUAUAAUCAGAAAGAUAUGUAAAUAUUUCUAUAGUGUGUGUUCAGAAGACGGGAAGAGAGCAUUGUUAUAUAUAAAAAAAAGACUAUUUAAUUUCCUUUUAUAAAAUAAUAACUGGUAUUUUCUGCAACUGUGUAUUGUAUUUUCCCCAUAUGUGUGCAAUAAGUUUGUUUGGUGAUGUUUUUUAAGCUUUUAAGACAAAUAGACUUUGAUAGAUUAGUAUAAUGAUGAUGAUGAUGAUGAUGCUGUUGGUAAUGAUAAUGAAAACAUUAAAAAUUAAAAUAAUGGAAUAAUGAUAAUACUGAUAACAGCAAUGAUGAUGAGGAUAAUGGCAAUGAUAGUGAAACAGAAAUAAUAAUUAUCAUUACAAUUGAUGAUAUGAUAAUGAUACUACUAAUAAUUAAUAUUACUACAAAUAAUAAUAGUAAUAAUUGUGAUAAUAAUAAUGAUGAUAAUAAUAAUGUCGACCACAUAUCUUGAGCAAAAUGCUGGCUAUUUUCUUUUCUUUUCAUUAUUUAGUUGUGUUUUUUUCAGUUACAUUCAUAUAGACUUUCAGAUUUUUAUAUCAUGAAUUGUUGCUGUUAUUAACAUUACAAUUGUUAUCGCUGUUAUUAUUAUCGAUGAUGAUGAUUAACAUUAUCAGUAGUAUUAUUAUUAUCAUCCUUAUUAUUGUUAUUAUUAUUAUCAUUAUUGUUAUUAUUAUUAUUAUCAUUAUUAUUAUUAUUAUCAUUAUUAUAAUUACUACUACUACUAUUGCAUUCAUUGUUAUUAGAACUAUUACUCCUGCCACAAUAUUUGUCAUUAUAAUUAUUAUUUCGGUUGACCGGUUGUUUGCAGUGCUAACAGAGGAUCUAACUGUUAAUAAUAUGUAUUGAUAACUUUGCCAUUUCUUAUAAUAAAGGUUUAUUCCUAGA